Messenger RNA from Cryptosporidium muris RN66, 2376 nucleotides. Its product is annotated as DnaK family protein. The transcript has a single exon. Gene Ontology annotation, molecular function: ATP binding; ATP-dependent protein folding chaperone. The coding region runs from base 1 to 2376 and encodes 791 amino acids. Gene Ontology annotation, biological process: protein folding. Lineage: Eukaryota; Apicomplexa; Conoidasida; Eucoccidiorida; Cryptosporidiidae. The record is from RefSeq and is a predicted model, not a curated record. Gene Ontology annotation, cellular component: nucleus; cytosol.
AUGUCAGUGGUAGGUUUUGAUAUUGGGACUAUAAAUGCAGUAGUUGCAACGAUAAAUAGGGGGUCUGUUAUAAUUGUAAGGAAUGAACUGUCUGAACGCACGACCCCUAUUUUAGUUGGAUAUACAGAAAGUGAACGUUUGAUAGGUGAAGCUGCACUCUCGAAAUUAAAGUCCAAUUAUAGAAAUACAUGUCGAUAUAUGAAGACUUUAAUGGGUAUGCUUCCAAAUAAUUUGGAUGGAGGAGAGUUAAAAUAUGCAUUAGCUAGCAUUGAAACCUGUGAAGAUGGUACUUUAGGAUACAAAGUCAUGUACAAGCAAAAACCUCUAAUAAUUUACUUAACUAGAGUUUAUGCAACGUUUUUAAAACGUUUGAAGGAGAACACUGAACGAAGUACUAACCAACAGAUUCGUGAUUUAGUUGUAAGUAUCCCAGGGUAUUAUGAUAAUAUUGCAAGACAAAAUGUUUUGGAUGCAUUGGAAAUUGCUGGAGUACAGUGUCUAAAACUUAUGAAUGAAGAAAGUGCAGUUGCCUUAGACUAUGGGAUUUUUAGGUCUAGUAGUUUUGGUGAUAAUGAUGCAACAAAUGUAGCCCUCGUAAAUUGCGGAGCCGGUUAUUUCUUUACUUCUAUAGUUAAAUUUACUAAAGGGAAAUUUAAUAUCCUUGCUACUAUAUAUGAGAGGAAAGUAAGUGGCAGGUCAAUGGAUAAUAAAAUAAUUGAAUUUGUUGCACAGGAAUUUAAUGAUAAACAUAAGAUAAAUAUACUGGAUGACUUGAAGGCAAGGAUUAAAUUGGAGGAUGCUGCAACUCGCUGCAAAAAGAUUUUGAGCGCAAAUCAAGAAGCUAACUUUAUUGUAGAGUGUGUCUAUGGAGAAUAUGAUAUAAACAUGAUAAUUGAACGCUCUAAAUUUGAGGAAUUAUGUUCUGACAUGAGGAAUGACAUUUACUCUAUGAUAAAAAAUGCUCUUAAACAAGCUUCUUUAAACACAGAAGAAAUCUCUUCAAUUGAAAUCGUUGGUGGUUGUAGUAGGAUCCCAUGGGUACAAAAAGUUGUGAGUGAUGCAUUUGGUGGCAGGGAACUUUGCAAAACACUUAAUGCAGAUGAGACAGUUGCAAGAGGUUGUGCUUUACAAGCUGCAAUGUUAUCUCCAAUUAUUAAAGUUAGGGAAUUUUCUAUGACGGAAAGAUUCCCCUAUGAAAUUUUACUGUUUUGGCAAAAUACUACAAAUUUACAGGACUUUAAGUCUACAGUUUUAUUCUCUUCUGGAAGUGAUUUAAAUGUUCUGAAAAAUUCUACAUUUACGAAAACUGAACCUUUUGAAGUAUUUUUUAGAUAUUCUCCAAGUAAUAUGUGCCCUUCUUUAGACUUAGGGAGAUAUUUACUACAAAUACCAGUUCAAGCUUCCCAAGGAGAUGCCAAAGUUAAACUUUAUAUUCGGUUAGAUAGGAAUGGUAUUUUAGUAUUGGAAAGAGUUGAGUUGAUUAGAGAAGAAAAGGUAAUUGAACCUUACCCAAGCCCGGAAACAGGAAGUACAGCCACAGGGGAAGAAGAAAUGCAUACAAACCCUGGAGUUGAAGUGCCUACUAAUACAUCAACCAAAACUAGAGUGAAACGUUCAAAUGUACCAUUUACAAUUAUAAGUAAAUUACCUGGAUAUUUAACAACGGAAGACAAAGCUCUUUAUAUAGAAGAAGAAAAGAGGAUGAGUUUAGAAGAUUUAGAAGUACACUUGACUAGAGAAAAAUUAAACGAGUUAGAAACUUAUGUAUUUGAUAUGCGAUCUAAAUUAUCUCCAGGUAGUAUCUUAUAUCCUUUUGGAGAGAAAGAAACUAUUAAUGAAUUUGUAGCUUCUUUAGCUAGAACAGAAGAUUGGAUAUAUGAUAAUUAUGCAGCUACAAGAAACAUAUUUGAACAAAAAUUAAUGGAACUCAGGUCUUUUGGUGAUCCUAUUGAAAGAAGAUUCUUGGAAAAUAAUCAAUUAAAAGAAAUACAAACUCAUAUGAACUCCUUAUUUGAACAUUUCAACAAUAUAUGUACAAAUCCUGAUACAGACUUUACUCCUGAGAGCAAAGCUGAAACUCACCAGGGACUUAUAUCAAAGUACCAAGAGUUUACAACAUCUUUGAAACAGAACCUAGAGGGCCGUGAUCUAUAUCAAGAACUAAUUGUACCAAUUUCUACUCUUAGAUCUUUAUGCUCGGAAAUUCAGGACUUCUGUAAUCAGACUUUGAAACCUCUUCCUAAAACUCAGCAGGAAGUACCAUAUACAGGGGAUCAAGAAGUUCAGGAACCUAAAUUAAAUGAAGAUGUAGCAAUGGAUACUGAGAUGCAAGAAAGCAAAGAUGAAACUAACAAUGAGACAAUGGAGAUAGAAUAG